UGUGACGCUAAUCCGCAUCGUCAUGUCAGUUUGCCUCGAAAGUAGCCAGCCGAGAGACGGUUUGAAGCUACCGCUUAAUCGGAGUUUUAGCGAGCCAGGAUCUCAGACUUCGCCGUCUCAUCUACCCUUGGGUUGCCCGAAUCCGAAACGUUUCAAACUGGAUACCUCCAGCGUGAGCCUACCUACGAGCCCAUGUGCGGAGUCGGCGCAUUUGCAGCGAACAUGGGUCCUGAAUAAUGUUAAGUACAUGGAUGACGAUGCUCUUAAGUCAAAAAUGGAAGAUCGUAGACCAGGACCUAAGAGUUAUAUAUUGUUGGAUUGCCGGCCCUUUAUCAGCUACAAUAUGAACCAUAUUGCGGGAGCUAUAAACGUCAACUGUUCCGAUAGAUUUAACAGGAGACGUCUUCAACAAGGCAAAGCAACUUUGGCCGAUCUGGCCACGACUAGAGAAGGAAAAGAAGUACUGAAAAAGAGGUUGUUUAGAGAAGUGAUUAUUUACGAUGAUUCUACGAGUGAUAAAGAGAGAAUUACCGUUGGGCAUCCGUUGUUGUUAGUGUUGACUUCUCUUGUGGACGACCAUAAAGAGCCAGCCUUACUUAUCGGAGGUCACAGGGAAUUCCACAGAAAAUACAAAGAACUGUGCGAGGACACAUUGAUGUCGGCUUUGUCGAAUAGGAGCUCACCUUCUUCACCGGCCACUCAUGCAGAUGUCGACUCUUUCCCCGCUUCGAAAGUUUUACCCUUUUUGUAUCUGGGUAAUCUGAAGGAUGCGACCGAUCCGUCUUGCCUCCGAGGAUUGGGUACCACCUGCGUUCUCAACGUCACCUCACAGUUACCGGGGUACCAUGAAGAAUACGGCAUCACGUACAAGCAGAUACCCGCUACAGAUUCCGAACAUCAAAACCUGAAACAGUAUUUUGAAGAAGCAUUUGAGUUUAUUGAAGCAGCUAGGAAAAAUGGUUCGAGAGUGUUGGUCCACUGCCAAGCUGGAAUUUCCCGCAGCGCAACUAUAGCUAUAGCUUACAUAAUGAAAUACAAACAGAUGUCGAUGGUGGAAGCCUAUAAAAAAGUAAAAGAAGCCCGCCCCAUCAUAUCGCCCAAUCUUAACUUUAUGGGUCAACUAUUAGAGCUAGAACAAAGUUUACGAAAUGAUACCAGUAGUUCAAGUAACCAGUGUCGCUGGACACAGCAAAAUACGGAUGAAGUGACCCCAGGAUGUAGUGUGUAAUCUAACGUGGAUAAAAAUGGACAAUGAAAAGCUUUUUGUUAUGGCCCUGUACGGAAAUAUUUCUCAAUUACGGUUUUCGCUACGGAAUAAGCGUUAUUCCAAAAUAGCAUGUGUUCCAGUUAUAUCAUAACUUGCGUCAUCCAGUGAAUGUUUUGAGGGAGACAAACAAAUUGGUCAACAUUUGAGAAUAAAAGAUAAAUUAUUUUUAUUACCCUCAUUGUUAUACCAGUAGUAAAACUACGUCAAAAACUAUUAAAUUCCUUAGAAAUACCAUAAUUGUGACUUAAACAUAUUGCAUCACUGUGAUACAGGAUAUAUAUUAAUAAAUUAUAUAAAAUUAUUUCUGCAUAAUUAUACAUACAUUAUAAAAAUUUACGUUAAGUUACCUACAUAUUUUUCAAUUGCUACGUACAUUACAUUUAACAAAGCUUAGAACGAUCGAUACUAUGUUUACAUUGAUAUAAGAAGACAUCAUUUAUUAUUUAAAUAUCCUAGUAUAUUUAGACAAUGAUGAGAUACAUAUGACCUCUAUACAUGAUUACCAGAUAAAUACAAAUAUGACUUGUGAUAAAAAAAACUUGAAUGACUAUUGACUCGCAAUAUUUGGUAAAUAGUUAUUCACCUCAUUCACUCUUACUGGAACAUCACGAGGGUUAUAUAAAUUAACUAUUUCUAUCUAUCCUUUAAGUUAGAUUAUGUAACACCUUAAAAGGUUUAUCUAACAGAUAAUGGAAUAAACAAUGGACAUAUAGUGAUUUUUGAAGGUUUAAAGUAUAGAGAAAAUCAGGUAUUUCAUAUUAAACAAGUUUCCAUUCGAAGUUAUGAUAUGCAAUUACUGCAAACUUGCCAUUUUAUUGAGGAUUAUUUCAUACAGAGCCUUCAUUUUCCGUAAAUGACCCGAUAUAGUCAAUAACUCGCCAUAGAGUUACAUUCUAGUCUUAUAUCUUUUUUGUUUAAAAUGGCUGUGUACCAUUAAAGAUAUUUAAUACAUUAUUGCAGUGAAUCAUUAUUUUUGGCAAAUUUAUAGAACAUUUUAAGCAAUGUGCAACUAUUCGCGUAUAGCCUUUAAUAUAAUAUAGCCUUUAAUAUACAUAAUAUAGUACAUAAUAUAAUAAUAUUACAUUAAAUUUAUUUGUAUUUUUGUACUGCAUACUACUGGCCAUUUGUUUCAACAAAAAUCAGUAUGUGUUUGGAUAGGUGUGAUAUAAUAAUAAAAAUUGGGCGUUAUUCUCUACCAUUAAGGUACCAUAUCAACGACACAGGAGAAACCAAUACCUCUUCAAACAAUUUUAAUACACAAAAACCUAUGAACUUUUAAAUUGUAGUAUUACUAGAUUGUAUUCCACAAUCUUCAAAAACUCAAUGUGAUUAUCUUCAUAUUUCCAAUACCACUCUCUUCAACAAUACAAUAAAAUAUAAGUAAAUAUAUGUAAUCAAAUUCAUUUUUUUACUUAAUUAAAGCUGUAGACACAUUGUCUCUAUGUCUAACUUCUGAUCUAUAUAAAAUAAUCUCCAUCCAUCAUACAUUUUUCUAUCCAUUUUUUUAACAUAGUCGUUCCCUUGGCCUCUCCGCCGAUCUGUAUCCAGUGUUCUUGUUAUCAAUCUUGUUUUAACUGCUAUAUAUUUUUACCUACUACUAUAUUAUAUAUAUAUAUAUAUAUAUAUAUAUAUAUAUAUAUAUAUAUAUAUAUUAUAUUUCGAAAAAGUAGAACAAAUUACCACAAAAAAUAAGUUCCAAAUAUCAAUCAUAUCCAGUAUGGUUUUCCUCUCUUACAUUCACGUGGUCUCCAAAAUUGUAUCUACCUGUCCUAUCAUUUAGUCGAAACGUCAUUAGUAUCAUUUGUCAAUAAUCAAAACCACUUUUGCUACCGUUACACAAAAACUGAUAACCUGUUAAAUGGUAGUAGUACCAAAUUGUAUUCCACAAUCUUUAAAAACUCUUCCAAUGCGAUUAUCUUCACUUCGAAUACGUCUCUUCAAUAAUACAAUAAAAUAUAAAUCAGUGUAUACAAUCGAUUCACUUAUCUACUUAAUUAAAGCUCUAAGCACAUUAUCAAUUGAGUGAUCCAUGUUUCUUUAUUUUAACUCUUCUCAGCUAUCUAGAAAUAAUCUCCUUCCAUCAUAUCUUAUUCUAUCCAUUUUUGAUCGUAGUCGUCCCAUCGUCUCCUCCACUAAUCUCCAUGCAAUUUUCUUGUCAUCCACCUUGUUUUAUAUAUGCUAUAAUAUUUUUUGGCUACUACCAUAUUUUAUUUUUUCCCAAAAAUUGUAAAAAAUGCCACAAAAAAUAAGUUCAGACAUUCUAUGUUUAGACAUAUAUGUCAAAUAUACUACUUUCAGUCAUUUGUCAGCUCCUACUGUAACAGCUUUUUUUACUGUUAGUUCGUUUACCGGAGCUUUGUUGUUUUUCAUUUCCUUUAAGGUUCGUUCCACUUCCUCUAUAUUUAUAUUUGACAGAAGUUAGGUUUAUUCGGUGCAUUCCCUGACAUGUCAUUUGCCCUCUUUUGUUAAUUGACUUUUAUAUAGUUUUUCAUACUACCUUCUUUGUGUUUCACUUUAAUCAUUACCUUUUUACCAUCACAAAGCUUUCUUCUGAGUAUAUUUUCCUCAGUCAACUUUUGUAUUUUCUGAUUUACACUUUGUCGGAUCUUUACGAAUUGCUUUUGAUAUCUCGGUGUUCAAGCUUCUGAGUUAAGCUGAGUCGCCUUUCUGAUCCCCUUGUUCAGUUGGUCAAGUUAGUAUGAGCUUCAAAAUUUAUUUUAAGUGUUACCACUUCGUAUGAAACGUCUUCGACUUUACUCAAUUCUCUACAGUCGUUCGUUUCUCGAUCUUCAAAUUGUAUUGUGUAACAUAUGCCUUUCCACGGAUCUUUGGGCUUUUGAGAUUUUCUCAAUAUUCCCCUCUAUCGACUAGUGAACCAUAAGAGAAAGAUGAUCUAGUUCUAGGUAGUACAAAUUGUGGUGAAAGAUAGUCUAGGACUGUCAUGAAGACGAUUUAUGGCACUACUUACUUAGAUACAACUGAAAAGGUUUGGUUUCAUAAUUAUAUUUUCAUUUUGGCAUUGAACCACAUUACCAAAUUACACAGUAUUGGAAUAAUAGUUUACUACAUAGAUGAGUUGUUUGACUCGACAAAUGACUGAGUAAAAUACAGCGUGUUGUGUAAUUUAGUCAUGAGUUAAUUUUGUAUUGUAUUAAAUAUUUGUAUUUUUGUUCUAAAAAUUUGUCAUAUUAUUUAUUUGCCAUAUUUUCAGCAGCUAAUAAUGAUUUACCUUUUGUAUAGUGUUAAGGUUUUAUUUGAAAAAAUAAUUGGAAACAUUCGAAAUGCUGCGAAAAUAUAAGAAAAGCGGCAGUUUUUACAUUAUUUAAUUAAAUUAUUUAUUUAUGUUCAGUUAGUUUAUAAAUGAUUCAUUUUGUUUUCGGGUUUAUCCGAAUAUAUAGCUUAUUAUAAACUGAAGGUGACAGCUAUUUUAUUUAGAUCGAUUUGGUUGGUAGUACUGUAAAGUAAAGCGUCUGAUACAACUAUAACAAGAAAGAACCUAGACUAAACAAAAGAUAUUAACAAUAUUUCAAAUAUCUACUCAAAGAACAGUACAGAUAAAAGAACAGACAAGUGAAUAUAUAGAAAUAAAAAGAGAUGAGGUUAAGUGCUUUCGCCAAUCUUGUUCAAACAUUCUGAAAGUUGUGAGUUUAUGUGAUAAAUUCCUCUAAGUAUACUAUUGAAGUGGACUGAUAUAAAUUUAGAGAUCUAUGUUAAUGAGUAACGUCAAUCCAAACUUUUUAAAAACGAUAAUGUAAGAUCUAGGACCAUUAAAUACUACAUAUUUACUAUUUAUGAUAUACGACAUUAGGGCAUUCAAAAUCCCGACACAUCAAGAAGAUACCAAGAUGUAAAACAUUGAGACUUGGAUUUAGAAAAAAACAAUCAACAAAUACAGAGAUACGGUGGUCGACAUGCCAUUCCAUUAUUAUUGUUUACAUAUGAUUAAUUAUUUUUAAAGAAUAAAUCUUGACUCAAUCUAUUUACUAGUAAACAAAUUAGUAAAAGGCUUGCCAAAUCUGUAGUUCUGAUGUCACCGUCAUUUUAUAAUAAACAACGUAUAUUAUUGUAACUUAAAUUUGUUCGGUGUUAAUCUGAUUUUAUUGAGCAGUGUAUUUACAACUGAAACGCUCUUAAGAACUAAGUAGGGGACAGUCAACAAGCCUUUCUUUCCAAUAAUUAUUUUAUACAAUAACAUAUUCAAGUAUUUGUAGAAAUUUUUUACCUACUUUAUUUUUUCAUUAAAAAUAUCAAAAUGUGUUGUUAGUUAGUGUUAAUAUUACCAGAGCAAGUUUAAGAGUUAAUCGGAGUAGGAUGAUAUUCUUGGACCUUAGAUCGUACAAAGAAUGGUAACAGUGUCAGUACUACAUUUUAACCGCCAGUAUUACCCAUAGUUUUGACCAGGGUGUUCAUCUGUUUUAGGCUGAAUUGACAUGGAGAGCAAAAUUUGAGUUACCAAGCUUUUACUUUAUGUAUUAAUUAUAUGUGAACUCUUUGUAAAAAUAUUGGUAAAUUCUAUUUAGUUCAUCGUAUCCAAUGGAAGCGAUUUGUUUUUGUAAUCUCUUAAUGAAGUACUUGAAGUCUGGAUAUUUUUUGUGUUUCCCUAAGGCUUACACUGCCGGUAGGCUUGUAGCUGUUGCACUAAUAUUUCACUGUGAAAGUCAUACGUAAAGAUUUUUGUAAUGAAAGAUUUUUGGAUUGUAUUCUAGCUGAAUAAUUUGUAACCAGGGUUCUGAUAUUUAAUGUGAUUUUCAUAGAUUAGUUUAUAUAAUAAUUUUAUUGUACUACGAGCACGUGAAGGUGUGUUUGUAGAGUUUUUUGUUUUAUUUCAUAAAGACGUUAACGUUUUGAUAUAAGAGGUGGGAAUAAGCUUGCCCAUAUAUAUAUAUAUAUAUAUAUAUAUAUAUAUAUAUAUAUAUAUAUAUAUAUAUAUAUAUAUAU
Molecule: messenger RNA, 6205 nt
Organism: Diabrotica balteata
Lineage: Eukaryota; Metazoa; Arthropoda; Insecta; Coleoptera; Chrysomelidae
Source: the annotation of a GenBank genome assembly